Messenger RNA from Entelurus aequoreus (snake pipefish), 892 nucleotides. It is a transcript of the gene bnip4, whose product is annotated as BCL2 interacting protein 4. Bases 117 to 680 code for a protein of 187 amino acids. Lineage: Eukaryota; Metazoa; Chordata; Actinopteri; Syngnathiformes; Syngnathidae. Gene Ontology annotation, biological process: positive regulation of apoptotic process; mitochondrial outer membrane permeabilization. Gene Ontology annotation, cellular component: nucleus; mitochondrial envelope; mitochondrial outer membrane. The record is from RefSeq and is a predicted model, not a curated record. The transcript is spliced from 6 exons.
GUCAUUGUUAUUGUGCAGCGCCACAAGUCAGCUCCAGCUGCUGCAGAUUUCGACACCACUUUUGUGUUUUUGUGUGUAUUUAGGUCGACGAAGGAGGAGGCCAAGUAAACAGCACGAUGGCGCUACCUAAGGACGCUUCAUCGGAGGACAAUUUGCAAGGCUCCUGGGUGGAGUUACACUUCAGCGGCGCGGCCUCCCACGGCGGCCAGGAGCUGGCCACGCCCACCUCCGCCCAGGAGGACGACAUGGAGAACAUGCUGCUGGACGCCCAACACGAGUCAGGCCGGAACAGCUCGGGCGGAAGCUCACAGUGCAACAGUCCACUCAGGGGACACACCCCGCUGCUCGUGUGGAGAGGCUCUGGUGGAAGUAGCCUGCAGUCGGACGAGGACCUCCAAGAGAGGAGGCAGGAAGUGGAGUUGAUGAUGAACAAAAACGCAGACUGGAUCUGGGACUGGUCCAGCAGACCUGAGAAUAAUCCACCAAAGGAGUUCCUGCUCAAGCACCCCAAGCGCUCCACCCCCCUGAGCAUCCGCAACACGGGCGCCAUGAAGAGGGGCGGCGUGCUCUCUGCCGACUUCCUGCAGCUCUUCCUGCCGUCCUUAAUCAUCUCGCACAUACUCGCCAUUGGAUUGGGGAUCUACAUCGGGAAGAGACUGACCUCCCACAGCACCUUCUGAGAACCCACGCCCUGUGACCUUUCUGUGACCUCGGCAUGCCUUAAAAAAAUGUGAAAAACCAAGCGACUCGGGUUUGGUUCGACUGAAAUUGUUGGCGGACGUCCGCCCUUCUGCUGUUUCUUGAGGAACUCAUUUGAUGAAUUGUACUAUGAAGUUGUUGUUCCACUGUGAUGAUGUAACUAUUGUGUUCAACUUGCUGUCAAAAUAAAAGA